AUGCAAAGUUUGCUGUUGGAAGACAAGAUCUUCAACUUGGUCGUGGAAUGGUGUGACACGCCCCAGACAAGAUCAGCCGGGUGCAGUUACAAAGACUGUGCUGUGCUCUAUGACGUCGAACCGGACGAGCAUGUCAGUUUUGUCGGUGACAAACCGUCGAACAAUAUCUUCUUGCAUGUUGCUCAUUUUCUUCUGUGCGACAGAGGGGAUCCCUGCAUCAAGAGUGCUUCAGAAAGAUUGGAGCGGUUCUACAAAGAGACGUUCUGGCUCAACAAUGAGGUGUUUGCUUGCAAUCAAGCAGCGAUUGCUCUGGCAAAGAGGGGUCUGAAUAUUACUCGUUGCUUCAUUGGCGAGAGUCCAGGAGGAGUCGGGCAGUCUUUGUUCAGUGCGCACUUGGACGCCGUGUAUUCGCCUAAUCACCGAUUUAUCGAUCCAAAUACAUGGUUCGAUGAAACAGAGAUGCGGAAACAGGUUGAGCAAAGCGCUGGCUGCAUCAUUCUGACGGCGCAGGAAGCCCCCGAAACUUCACGGAAGAUGCGGGAGGACUUAUACAAAAAGACCAUGAGCGCCGACGGAAUUGCGGGACGUCGUCCGUAUGGGAUGGUAACAAGGAUGAUCGAGCUCGUGGGAUGGAAGCGGCUCGAAGUCAACAACAUGAUGAAGUUUGUCGGGGUAUCGGAAAUAAACUUUCAGUUCGUCUUGCGACGCUCCUUCGUCUGGAUGCCUCGGGCCCGCUUCAUCGAUUCCAAGAUCAUUGACACGUGCUUUCCCGACGCAAAAGAAUCUGGCUAUUUCGCCAAAGACGAUGCUUUGAAAUCUUUCCUUCGGAGUGGCCCAUGCAUUGCGGCAGCAUUGCGUAUCCAGCAUGCUUUCGAAAGCCGCCACGGCAGGGAGGCAUGUCAUAACAUGAUUGAAGAACAGGCCACACGCCCUCUCACUGAAGAUAAAAUGAGGCAAGCAUGUGGGCUACAACCGAAAGUUCGAUCGGGUCAGGCUUGUGUGCUGGCAGUGCCAGUGGAUCCGACAAGCCAAGACGACAAUGAGGACCUCAAGGAUCAGUGGAAUGGUAUCAGACAUGCCGUCAUCAACCAUUGCCUGAAAGAGGGCAAGUGUGUUCUCACGAAGGGCAUGUUCAAGUACGUCAAACUUCCAGCAGACCAUCCUGUCAGCAUGGAUGCUGAUGCCAUGUGGAAGAAACUGCUUUCGGACGGCUUGCUGAUCCAGGGACAGGCGGACGGCAAGUGGAAAGAUGGCGCCUUGCCUUGCGUCGGCAAGUAUGAGCAGUUGAAAAAGGUCUGCGAUCUGACACCGGUUACUGAUGAAACACGCCACAUCGAGGAGCACAAGAAACAAGCUCUCAGCAAGUACGCUACCGAUCACCCGGCGAGAGAGUCCAAUGUUCUGUUGCUGAUUGCUUAUAUGGACGCUGAGAUGAAGACCUCGAAGAAGAAAGGCAACAAUGCAUCCAGAAAAGCGACGCCAAGCAGCCUAGAUGGCGUCGGCAAACUCGUCCGCCACCGUGCCAAACUCUCAGACGCCGAAGAGCAUCUCAGCUUGCUACUUGCUUCUGAAGAACCAGCCGUGCAGAUGUCCCCCAAUCGGCCGAAGAGAAGACGAAUGGGGAAGGGUCCUUUGGAAGAAAUGGAGUUCAUGUAUGACAGGGACUUUCAGAACAUCAUCUGCACGCGAGCCUAUGUCCGUGGCAACGGAGCGCAACGCUUUAGCAGACGACUACUGCAAGUUCUCUGCCCGAGUUCCAUCGACCUGGACAUACAGAAUUGCGUCUUUGUGAUAUUGGAGCAGUUGGUAUGCAAACUGGAGCUGGAUGGUAUGGCAGACAAGAAGCAUCCAGAAGCACCAACACUAUUUUACCUGUACGCAGGUGUCGAGGAUCUCAUUCUGCAGGUGUGGGAGAGGAAAGCUCUGUCCAUGAAGCCGAAGCAUCUAUCCCUCCACUUCGAUGGCAUGAGACUGCAUGGCCACAAAUGGGACAAGACAACAGAAGACCUUUGCAAGUUCUUCUCGGAAGAGAUCAAGGCAGAGACAGGGUUCCAGGUGAACAUCGUGGAGAAAAAGCAUUACUGGUUUGCCUCUGCGUGUUUCACGAAGCAUCCUGUGGAAGAGGUCCCGACAGACACUCCCGUCCUCAUGGAAGAUGGUAAUUGCAUUUUAUUGGCAGUCUCUCACCUUCGACCAGAUCUGAUGGAAAGCCUACUUACCUACCUGAGCACAGAUGCGGAAGAGAAUGCGGCUGCCAAGCAGAAUGGCACCAGAUCGUACAGCCAAGUGUUUACGGCUGUCGGAAUCUAUGCUGUGCCGACCAUUGGUCUUGCAAUCGAAACUCCUGGAAACUACAUCAUACACUCGGAGAAUGAAGGGAUCUUUAGCAGCCAGGAAGAGCAGAAGUGCUUGACGAAAGAGGCUGCCUGUCAGGACCAAAUGUCGGGUUCUGAGGAUGAGUGCCCCGUUCCGGGUGAGUCGGCAACUCAUUCAGAUGAGAAUGUCGUGCAGGAGGCAGUCGCGAAAGAAGCCAAGGGCAAGAAGUGCAUCCUGUGUCCCUUCCCGACGUUCAAUCGUGCCUGUCGUGUCAGAAAGCAUAUAGCCACGCAUCACACCGAGAGGAAGCAGUACAUCUGUUCUGGAACCAAGCAGUUGAAAGUCGCGUGUGCCUUGUUUGACAACGACCAGAUAGCCUUGCGCGAAGGUAGCAAUUACCUUCAGAGAAGUGCCGAUCUCAAGUGGGUGGUUCCUGCUCUGUCAGCCUCCUCCAAUGAGGUUGACAGGCAUGUUCGGUUGGUUCUGACUGAGCGAGGCCCAGUUUACUGGAGCCUGCAACAGGUCACUGCAACGAAUGAGGUGCGACGAGCGCGGAACCUCUUCUACACGCAGGGAUUCGCAGAUCUCGUGUAUCGGGAAGGAAGCAACAUGGUGUCACUGCUGCCGACUCAUACCAGCUACUGGUGGCCGAUCAUUGAAGACAUUUUCAAUGGGCCUCCCCUCAAGUUGCAAGUGCGUGCAAUGCAAGACUUCUUCGUUGACUCCAGGGAGUUCGAGUAUGUCUCUAUUGAUGCAACAAUCAAGUGUUGCAUGUCGGUAAUGGGUCAGGCUUCCUACAAAGCCAGCGCAGCUCAGAGAAUUGCGGCGGUUUUCAACGAUGACAACUCGUACAGACGCGUGUUGACGGCACGUGGAAGAACGGGGGCUGUUCUGGCCAUGAUCGCAAUGUCCAGCGAGAAAGCAGAAGAGAUUUCCUGUGCUUUGGCGCAAAACUGGUAUGCCACCUGGAGAAAGAAGACGGCCGGUGCGCUGUUGCUCCGAAAGAUUCUACGGAAGUUUCUUGCGGUGGAUCCAACCAAGACGGAGGCCGCGUUUGGGUCCUUCUACCAUGGCUACGAGAACCGGGAGCUCUCCUCCAAAGAAAGAUGCAUGCUCAAAGCCAAAGCCUUAAAAAUCAUCAACUCACUGGACAGCCUGAAGCCGUUCUACACCCGGUACGAGUACAUAGAGGCAGUGGCCGCACUGGCUGCCCUACAUCCAGAGGACAUGUCCCGGAAGGUCACUGGGGCGAACCAGCCCAUUUCCCACAUACUUUGGUGUUCUUGCGCUCCACAGCGGCUGGAAUGGAUGUGGAACAACAUCCGAUGGCGGCAUUCCAUUCGUUCAGACCUUAGCCAAAAAACGGCUUGCUUGCCGCAUGCCAAGCUAUGUCCUGUUUUCAACUUUCCAAACUAG
Messenger RNA from Symbiodinium sp. CCMP2592, 3732 nucleotides. NCBI's taxonomy places the organism in Eukaryota, Dinophyceae, Suessiales, Symbiodiniaceae. The record is from the annotation of a GenBank genome assembly.